GUGCUUUUUGUAUGUGGAGCAAGUCCAGCAAGUAUCAUAGAAGCAUAACUGGUAGUUUAAAGCUAAGAGAAAAUUGAUUGAUAUGCGAUACCCUUUUUUAGGUACUUUGAGCUGAAGCCGAAGUGCAAAACAUACCUAACCUAGAAGUACUACCUAUGUAACGGUGGUUCUUAUAUUUGAGUAGGAAACACAAAUACUACAUUCGCUUCCAGUUCUAUUAGGGGGUGUUCAUUGAAACGGUUCCCUCCCCAUCACAUCUUGGAAGGUGACUUCAAAUAUUUUUCAUUUGAAAUUCAGUUGAAGUUAAGUUAAGUUAGGUUCAAAAUUUCACAAAAUCAUUUUAAUGUUUUUUUAAUGUUUGUACUUCCCCACCGUUCACCAUCCCUAAGAUUUUAGCAAAAGAACCCUAUAUAAACAAUGUCGGACGACGAAGCAGAUCCAGAACUCCUCGCUCUUCUCAGGCAGCAUUUCCAAGGGAAGCUAAACCUAGAUGAGGAACCAGAGACAGGUGUCUUAGAGGGAGCCGAAUAUGUCUGCGACAACUCCAUCGACGUAGCUUUAAACAUGAGAGCGUCCAAAAAUGCUGCAGCUCUGAUUUACGAACAGAUGCAGCAGAAGGAGUUCUCGACUGCGAGUUGGGCCGAACAUGAGCUGCAUCCCAAAACAAAAGAUGAAUCUACCGUUGCCUUCAUUUUUACUAUGGAUCUUCUCAAUUUCUCAUUCUGGUCCCUUCGUCCUGAGGAGGAGCGUUUUGCAAUCUCAUACCGAGACAAGAAUUGGACCGGGUAUUGGAGUCUAGUAGCCUCGUUACAGAGAGCACUAGAAGAAGAUAUCCCCAUAACCGAUCCGCAUUACUGGCAAAACGAAGAGGAGUGCAAUCUUGAGUCUCUCAGAUAUGUCUUCAGGUCGUGUACCGACGAAGAGAUCCCACUGUUGGAAGCACGGCUUGCUUGCCUGAGGGAAGCAGGAAAAGUUCUAUACGAAAAAUACAGCUGCAGCUUCACGAAAUGCAUAGAAGCUGCCAACAAAUCAGCCGCCGGGCUGGUGAAUCUACUUGCGAGGGACUUCGACUGUUUCAGAGACGAAUCUCGGUUUGAAGCACGGCGGAAACCCAUUCGCUUCCUCAAGCGCGCCCAGAUCCUGGUGGCGGAUAUUUGGGCUUGCUUCAACGGUGAAGGCUAUGGGGAAUUCAGAGACAUCGACAAGAUCACUAUGUUUGCCGACUAUCGCGUCCCGCAGAUACUGGCUACGUUGGGUUGUAUAGGAUACAGCCCGCCUCUUCACGCAAUGAUAGCUAGGGGAGACAUUAUCGAGCACGGGAGUAAUUACGAAAUUCAACUUAGGGCAUGCAGCAUCUGGUGUGUGGAACUUCUCCGGCGCGAGAUUAAGCGCCAACACCCUGAUGCGAAAAUCAAUGCUAUCCUGAUAGAUUUCUUCCUGUACGAUACCAUGAAAAUGCUGGAAGCCCAAGGGAAAGAGACUAUCCCACAUCACCGAACGAGAAGUAUUUGGUAUUAGGAUUUUUCUUCUUUUUUGGAUAAAAGGGAUUGCGAUUAUAAUAAUCUGUGAAUAGGCAGCUAUAAUCGGGUAGUUGUCCGUUGGCUACCAGCUAAAAGAUGAUUGAUACCACGCAGUAUAUCAAGCCUAUGUUCUGAUGAUUAUUGGCAACUCAGGUAGCCAAGCAAAUGUUAGAAGUCCCCAACGCCAUCGCAUAAAACCACCGUAACCAUCACAAACAUAAAAGUCACACCGCCCG
Molecule: messenger RNA, 1756 nt
Organism: Daldinia caldariorum
Lineage: Eukaryota; Fungi; Ascomycota; Sordariomycetes; Xylariales; Hypoxylaceae
Exons: 5
Coding region: 418-1518 (366 amino acids)
Source: RefSeq, a predicted model, not a curated record